This is a messenger RNA of Macrobrachium nipponense, 372 nucleotides long. RefSeq lists its product as uncharacterized. Bases 1 to 372 code for a protein of 123 amino acids. The record is from RefSeq and is a predicted model, not a curated record. The transcript is spliced from 2 exons. Lineage: Eukaryota; Metazoa; Arthropoda; Malacostraca; Decapoda; Palaemonidae.
AUGAAUGAAUGGUUGAGGGUGAAUAAGUAUGAGUUGAGUGUUAGUGAACAAAUGGGCCUGGGAGAUCGACAGUUAGUGUUGGUUGAGUGUGGAAGAAAGCGGAAGAAUGUAGAGGAAGGGAAUGGAAGGAAGAAGGGUGAACGGCAUGAUAAGGGUGUUAGUGUUGGGGUGCAAACGGUUGAUAAAGCUUGUAGUGCAGAUGACUUUGAGGGAGUGAAUGAAACUUAUAGUAUAUGUAGGUUUGAGUUAACAGGGAAAAAUAGUAUCUUGAGACUUGACUCCAGUAAUGACGACGAUGAUAAUGACAAUGAUGACAAUGACGACGACGACGAUGACAGACCUGUGCAGUUCGAUGAAUGUGAUGAUGAAUGA